GUCAGAACACUCAGACUCUCCUCCUUCCUUUCUCACGGUAGGAAAAUGGCAGAGGUCUGUAUUUCAGUAGAUCAGUUUUCACUGGACCAGUUCAGCUGUCCAGUGUGUCUGGACCUCCUAAAUGAUCCUGUAACUAUUCCUUGUGGCCACAGUUACUGUAAGGUGUGUAUUAAUGGCUGCUGGGAUCAGGAGGAUGUGAAGGGUGUCUACAGCUGUCCUCAGUGUAGAGAGACUUUCACUCCAAGGCCUGUUCUACGCAGGAACAACAUGCUGGCUGAAGUGGUGGAGAAGCUGAAGAAGACUGAAGUCCAAGCUGCUUCUCCUGCUCACUGUUCCUCUGGACCUGGAGAUGUGGAGUGUGAUUCCUGCACUGGAAAAAAACACAAAGCCAUCAAGUCCUGUCUGGUGUGUAAGACCUCCUAUUGUGAAGAUCAUCUUCAACCUCACUAUCAGUCUCCUGCCUUUAAGAAGCACAAGUUAGUGGAAGCCUGUGCAGAGCUCCAAGAGAAGAUCUGCUCUCAGCAUGGGAAACCGAUCGAGAUCUACUGUCGUACUGACCGAAGCUUCAUCUGUUACUUGUGUACGAUGGAUGGACAUAAAGGUCACGAUACAGUUGCAGCUAAAGCAGAAAGAACUAAAAAGCAGAAUGAGCUCAAGGAGGAGCAGAUGAAAUCCCAGGGGAGGAUCCAGGAGAAACAGAAGAAGGUGGAGGAGCUGAAACAAGCAGUGGACACUAUUAAGAAACGUUCACAGGCAGCAGUAGAUGAGAGUGAGAGGAUCUUUACUGAGCUGAUCAGCCUUAUGGAGAAAAAGCGCUCGGAGGUGACGGAGCUGAUCAGAGCUCAGGAGAAAGCUGAACUGAGUCGAGCUGAACGACUCCUGAAGCAACUGGAGCAGGAGAUUGCUGAUCUUAAGAGGAGAGUCACUGAGCUGGAGCAGCUUUCACACACACACGAUCACAUCCACUUCCUCCAGAGUUUCCCGUCUCUCUGUGUUUCUCCUGGAUGUGAGGACUCACCCAGCUUCACUGUCAAUCAACAUCUCUCAUUUGUUGGAGUGCAGAAAUCUCUCUCAGAUCUGAAAAAACGAGUCGAGGAAAUCUGUGAGGAGAAAUUCAACAAAAUCCAUACACAAGCUGCAGCAGUUCAGAUGAUUUUACCUCCAGAACUAAAGAGCAGAGAAGAUUUCCUGCAGUAUUUCUGUUAUCUAACUCUGGAUCCAAACACAGCACAUCGUCAACUCAUCCUGUCUGAGAAGAACAGGUCAGCGGCAUACUGUCAGACAGAACAGCCCUACUCUGAUCAUCCGGAUAGAUUUGACUACUACACUCAGGUCUUGUGUAAUGAAAGUGUGUGUGGACGAUGUUACUGGGAGGUGGAGUGGAGCGGUGGUGUGGACAUAUCUGUCUCAUAUAAUGAGAUCAACAGGAAAGGAGGGGGUGAUGAUUGUUUAUUUGGAUACAACAGUGAGUCCUGGAGUCUGCGUUGUUCUUCUUCCUCCGUCUGUUUCUGGCACAACAAUAUUGAGACGGAGCUCAGACGUCCAGCGUCCUCCAAAUUAGGAGUGUAUGUGGAUCACAGUGCAGGAACUCUGUCCUUCUACAUCGCCUCUGACAUAAUGAGGCUCCUCCACAGAGUCCACACCACAUUCACUCAGCCUUUAUUUGUUGGGUUCAGGGUUUGGAGUAAUGACUCAACUGUCAGGUUUAGUGAUUUGAAAUGAAAUGCCACACAAUAUUGAACAUUUUACUCUCAGCGACUGCUGUCUGUGAAUGCCUGUUAGGACACACAUAGACUAAUUAAACACCAAUCAGUCUAAGCCUUAGUGCUACAAACAGACUUCAGGUAAACUCCGCUCUUUGAGAUUUACCUCGUUGCUUAUGGGAUGACGUUACCUAUGAUGUGGAUGAGGUGAUGUCAUCAGAAUAUACCAGAAGAAGGGAUCUGUAAACCAUCCAUCCCACCCUUUCCCAUUUCUUACCAUCUUAUUUAUAUAUUUACUGCUGCAGAAUUAUUAUACCUUGCUAAUAGUGCAGAACCCUCAAUGAUUAAUCAAAAUUAGCAAACGCUUUGUGUUCUGUACAACAUUGUUAUCUGUAUGCACUAAUGGCAGACUUACAUAAUCAUAACACUGGGUAUUGCUCUUUUAAUUCCAAACAUGAAACUUUUUUGUAAAGACUGUGUUUUUAGAAACAAUAAAUCUUCUUUAAACUG
Messenger RNA from Clarias gariepinus (North African catfish), 2213 nucleotides. RefSeq names its product tripartite motif-containing protein 16-like. The transcript has 6 exons. Lineage: Eukaryota; Metazoa; Chordata; Actinopteri; Siluriformes; Clariidae. Bases 46 to 1722 code for a protein of 558 amino acids. The record is from RefSeq and is a predicted model, not a curated record. Gene Ontology annotation, molecular function: protein binding; zinc ion binding.